Molecule: messenger RNA, 381 nt
Organism: Rhincodon typus (whale shark)
Lineage: Eukaryota; Metazoa; Chordata; Chondrichthyes; Orectolobiformes; Rhincodontidae
Product: triple functional domain protein-like
Exons: 2
Coding region: 69-371 (100 amino acids)
Cellular component (GO): cytoplasm
Molecular function (GO): guanyl-nucleotide exchange factor activity
Source: RefSeq, a predicted model, not a curated record
GUCAAGAUGGGAAAGCUUUGUUAGAUAAACUUCAGCGACCUCUGACACCUGGCAGUGCAGACUCACUGAUGGCAACAGCCAAUUAUUCAAAAGCUGUUCAUCAUGUCUUGGACAUUAUUCAUGAAGUCCUUCAUCAUCAAAGACAGCUUGAGAACAUCUGGCAGCACCGAAAGGUUCGACUUCACCAGCGACUUCAGCUUUGUGUUUUUCAACAGGAUGUGCACCAGGUAUUGGAUUGGAUUGAAAAUCAUGGAGAGGCCUUUCUCAGCAAACACACUGGAGUGGGGAAGUCAUUGCACAGAGCCAGGGCUCUACAGAAACGGCAUGAGGAUUUUGAAGAAGUUGCACAGGUGAGGCUGUGCAAAGCCUGAUUUUAAAAUA